UGCCACCACCGCGAUGGCAGAUCGCAAGCCACCAUGAGCCUCGCAUGGCGUUCGCAGACGCUCUCGUCGCUCACGGCGACCGACAUGUACAAGAUCCUCCAGCUGCGAGCCAACGUUUUCAUCGUGGAGCAGAACGGCGUCGUCUUGGACCCGGAUGGGCUCGACCUGCUCGAGUCGUGCCACCACGUCAUGGGCACGAACGCCGACGGCGCCAUUAUGGCCUACGCGCGUGUGCUUGGCCCUGGCACGAAAGGCCCAGCGCAAACAGUGCCCGUGAUCGGCCGCGUCGUUGUCGCCAAGGCGGCCCGCGGGACGGGCCUCGGACGCCAGGUCAUGCACGAAGCUGUCGCGGCCGCACAGCGCGCGUACCCUGGCCAAGGUUGCCAGCUCGGCGCGCAAGCGUACCUCGAAACGUUCUACAACAGCCUUGGCUUUGCGCGUCUUCCGGGCUCGGCGCCCUACGACGACCAUGGCAUUCCGCAUAUCGACAUGAAGCGCGAGUAGUUGACCGUCUUGAUUGUUGCUUCAUAACAAUGUUUUUUGCAUCCAUUAUAUAUGAACGUGUUCCGCGUUAUCUUCAUUAUGACACAAA
Messenger RNA from Saprolegnia diclina VS20, 592 nucleotides. RefSeq lists its product as hypothetical. Gene Ontology annotation, molecular function: acyltransferase activity, transferring groups other than amino-acyl groups. The transcript has a single exon. Lineage: Eukaryota; Oomycota; Saprolegniomycetes; Saprolegniales; Saprolegniaceae. The coding region runs from base 34 to 504 and encodes 156 amino acids. The record is from RefSeq and is a predicted model, not a curated record.